AUGAGUGCGUUUCACCGCAAGACACGGGAGGCUGACAGCGAAGCCGUAGUGUACAGGGAGAAGAUGUCGCCGCGACGCUCCUUCAUGAUCGAGGACAUCCUGACGGCGCCCGGCCCGCUGUCCGAGUCUGGCAUCUCCCUGGUCGGGUCCGGGGUCCGGGCCUUCCAGACGCACGGGGUCGGCGCCGCGACCUGUCUGGGGCCCGCCCUGGGUCAGAUGUACGGGCCGAACCCCGCGGCCGCCGUGGCCGCCUUCCUGCCGGCGGCACACUUUCUCGGCAAGUCGCUCGAGCAGGGGUCCUUCCUCCUGUCUCCAGGGCUGCCGUUCCAGAGCCUGUUUCCGGGCGACCCGGGAUCCCGGCCGUGCCGGCGUCGCAAGGCGCGCACCGUGUUCAGCGACCACCAGCUGCACGGCCUGGAGAAGCGCUUCGAGGCCCAGCGGUACCUGUCCACGCCGGAGAGGCUUGAGCUGGCCACGGCGCUCAGCCUCUCCGAGACGCAGGUGAAGACGUGGUUCCAGAACAGGCGCAUGAAGCACAAGAAGCAGAUGCGCAAGGCCGGCGAGGAGUCCUCGUCGGCGGGAGGGAACCCGCUCUCCGACGACUCCAACCCAGGAUCGUGCGGCUCCGACCUCGACGCCGAGUUGGACGUGGUCGGGGACGGUUCGCGAUGA
This is a messenger RNA of Ixodes scapularis (black-legged tick), 672 nucleotides long. Its product is annotated as brain-specific homeobox protein homolog. The transcript is spliced from 3 exons. The record is from RefSeq and is a predicted model, not a curated record. Gene Ontology annotation, biological process: regulation of DNA-templated transcription. Bases 1 to 672 code for a protein of 223 amino acids. Gene Ontology annotation, molecular function: DNA-binding transcription factor activity, RNA polymerase II-specific; DNA binding. NCBI's taxonomy places the organism in Eukaryota, Metazoa, Arthropoda, Arachnida, Ixodida, Ixodidae.